Molecule: messenger RNA, 1159 nt
Organism: Drosophila novamexicana
Lineage: Eukaryota; Metazoa; Arthropoda; Insecta; Diptera; Drosophilidae
Gene: EMC2A
Product: ER membrane protein complex subunit 2
Exons: 4
Coding region: 162-1043 (293 amino acids)
Biological process (GO): protein folding in endoplasmic reticulum
Cellular component (GO): EMC complex
Molecular function (GO): protein binding
Source: RefSeq, a predicted model, not a curated record
CAAAAAUGACAGCCAUUUACAUUUAUCGACAAAAUAUCGUAUAAGAAUAUCGAAAAAAUACCAGAAUAAGCAUCGUGUGAUUAUUGCCUAUCGAUGUUUCUCUAACUCAUUUAUUAUUUUACAAAUUGACGACAAUUAAUAAAUUACAAGUUAAAAGUAAAAUGUCGCUAAACUAUGAAGAAAUGAGUUGGUCAGAUGUGCGAGAUCAGUUUAGAAAAUGGCGCGAGGAGUCUGGACGACACAGUGAGGAGGUGGUACAAUUGUGGGUAGCCGUGCUCGAAGACAAAGUCCAUAAAACAGGCAAUGAAAGACACUUAAUACUCGAGCAAGUCAUUGUUGCUGCUUUGGAUACCGCACGUUUCGACAUUGCUACAAAGUGCACAAAGCAGCUCAGUGCCGAGUUUCCUGGUAGCUUGCGGGUGAUGAAGUUUAAGGCCAUGCGAUUGGAAGCGCUUGAACAAUACGAUUCCGCCAAUGAGGUAUUAGAUGGUAUAAUUGAGAAGGACGAGACAAAUGCGGCGCCGCGCAAAAGGAAAAUAGCCAUAAUGAAGGCACGCGGACUGCGCUUGGAUGCCAUAAAGGAACUAAAUGCAUAUCUGAAAAAAUUCAUGUCCGAUCAGGAAGCAUGGCAGGAGCUCUGCAACUUGUAUUUGAGCGAGGGUGAGUACGGUAAGGCCGCCUUUUGUAUGGAAGAAGUCCUGCUACACAACCCCCACAGUCACCUGAUACAUCAGCGACUUGCUGACAUUCGCUACACUAUGAGUGGAGUAGAAAAUAUAGAAAUAGCACGCACGUAUUACUCGCAGGCUAUCAAGCUAAAUCCCCACAAUUUGCGAGCACUUUACGGUUUGUUUUUGUGCUGCAGCUUUUUGGCUAAUUCGAAAGCUGUAAGCUCCAAGCGUAAAGAGUCACAAAAAUUGGCACAAUGGGCACUGGAACAGGCUUUGGACCACACCGCCAAGCGUUCAUCGAUAAAUAACAAUGACAAAUGGAUAACAUCCUUGGAUUCUGCAUUUGGUACUCUGGAGAUCAAGUCAAAUUGACCUGUAGUUUCUGCUGAUAUAGUUAGCAUAGAUGCGUUACCCAACAAAACGUAAACUUUUCCAAAUAUGCUUAAAAAUAUAACUAUAAUUUUUAAAGCAGUAACCACCCUACCAUA